AUGUUCGGCAUGUGGUUGCGCGUGCGCCGCAUGAAUAUAAAUCAGGCUAGUGGUGCCUGCGCCGGGCACCGGGCGGUGGUGGCGGUGGCGGUGGUGGCGCGGCGCGCGGCGGGCGGACCAAAGCAGCGACAUCCACUUGGAGUAUUUAUUCUGGUGGCGUGCGUCGUGUGUUCUGCGCUGGCGCAGGAUGACGAGCGGCCAGCGGCGCCUGCUCGGGGACUGCUCAAACGCGGCUCAUUGGCUAAGGGAAAAGCUACAACUACCACAACCACGCCUGCACCUCAGGAGGAGGCUGAGUAUGAGGAUGAGGGCGAAUUCUCCGAAGAAGGUGAACCGCAGGAGGCAUCGACUGAGGCUCCCUCAUCUACCACUGAGGGCAAGAAGCUAGUUGGCAGUGGCGUGAGGCCAUUCAGAAGCAACACUGAACUUCUCGAGAUCCUCAAGAGGAAAAGGGCCCAGGCUGCUGAAGCCAAAUUGCACGCUCCCUCGACCACGACUUCGUCGCCAGCUCAGGAUUCUCUUGACCCCACCAAAAUUACAUACAACAACAAGAGCAAGAAGCGUUUCAACAACUCUCCAGUGACCAGGGAAGUCGCUAAUGAUGAGGCGCCAGCUCCACCCAAACCAAGCAGAGGUCGUUUUGGAAGGCCGGCCACUAGAUCGGUCCAGGAAGAGGAGGAGCCACAAGUAGAUGCUGCGCCCAAAGUAGUAUCCGGCAGAACGUUCAGGCGAGGCGGCAACUAACUCUUCUAACAUUCAUAAGUUACCCCCCCCUACCCACCAUCCCGUCCCUAUAAUCCUCCCAAUCAAAUUCUAUGAUAUACAAAGUUUACGACGUCCCCUCCCGAUUAUAACCUAGAAUAUAUUUGAAAAAAAAAGAUGGCAGCAUAUUUUGAUUUUUAAACAGAACAAUGAAGUACACUACAUUAUAUUAUUAUGCAAUUAUUUUUUAUAUAUAUCUGGCCAUACUCUUAUACUAGAACAUUAUAAUCUAGGUUAUAAUCUGGCAACGGGGUUUUAAAGAAACAUUUUCGGUUCCAAAUUCAUCACAUUAGAUGGAUUAGAUUACAUUUUUAUACUUGUGUAAAUUAUAAGUGUAAGUAAUUUUUAAAUAAAAUAAUUUUAAAUUUU
Molecule: messenger RNA, 1131 nt
Organism: Spodoptera exigua (beet armyworm)
Lineage: Eukaryota; Metazoa; Arthropoda; Insecta; Lepidoptera; Noctuidae
Source: the annotation of a GenBank genome assembly